Molecule: messenger RNA, 2300 nt
Organism: Cantharellus anzutake
Lineage: Eukaryota; Fungi; Basidiomycota; Agaricomycetes; Cantharellales; Hydnaceae
Exons: 4
Coding region: 341-2095 (584 amino acids)
Molecular function (GO): protein binding
Source: RefSeq, a predicted model, not a curated record
GGCAAGCGAAGCUUGCCCACCCCCACACGAACAUUAUAUAUUGCCAAUGUGCUAUUCUCUGGUGUCGUUUAUAGGAGUCGUAAAACCGCUUCUCGAUCGAUGUGCCUCAACCUGAGUUCCAAAUGCCCAUCAUUUGGCCCGCCAUUGUCACUCAUUCAGUUUUGGAUGCACUGCUACAGAUUCCAGUUCCGUCUAGUCUCAUGUAUCUUUAUUCCUUGCUGUUUCAUUUCGGGACAAGUGACAACGCGUUGUACGUUGUGCGGAUACAGGUUUCACACUAUGCUUUGCGUGGAAUGAGUCUUAAACAUCGCGCUAUCUCUCAGCAACGCCUGUCUCAGUCAUGCGGCCGCUAAAAGGAAGUGACCCCCUUCGUCGGACGGUUUUUCUGGCUUUCACAGCUCACGGGUUUGCUAUGCUCUUUUUGCGUUCUUGCCUGGUUUGCCAGCUGGCACUGGCUUACGUUCCUAGUCUCGCUCUUGCAGUCUUCGAGAGCCAGUUUCAAGCUUCUUCACGUUCGGGUUCCUACCAUGACAACAGUUCCCCUAGCACACGCUAUCACAAGGCGUUCCUUCGUCGACACCUUCACAAUGCCGCUGGCGGCGCAGGAGUCAAUCAUGGAAACAAGGUGCCCCUGAACCAAAUUUUACCAAAGUAUCGGCCACACGAUCAUUCCCAUUUUCCACGAAAGAAUAGAGCACAUGAGGCAAACAUUGAUGAUGCAUCUGGCUCUGGUGCAGAGGUUUCGGAUCAAGCUCCUUACCCGCCAUCGGAGGCGAUUCAUCCAACUUCCAAGGUUUCUGCUGCAACCCUUCCCACCCCUACAUCAUUGCAAAUGCAUCUGCCUCAACACCCGCCUGUUCCAGCUUCCAUGCCUGCUCUACCCAGCUUUGGUUCUGCUGUGCCCGACCCUCCAGUUCGUCCAAAGCCGGAAUUACCUUCCCAGCUGUCAACCCCGGAAAUGCGCAAACACACAUGUUCGGUCCUUUCUAAAAUCUACUUCGACAUGAAUGGCCCGAAUUGGAUUGUGAACUACGGAUGGGCCACAGGUGCUUCAUCUAGUUCUGUUCCCAUCGCCGACACGUCUUCCCCGGUCCCUGGCAUUGGUUCCAACGGCGCAGAUGACUGCUGCGCUUGGUAUGGAGUUACUUGUAAAGGGCCGGCGGUGGUAUCGCUAGAUCUUGGCAGGAACGGGCUCUCUGGACCACUCUCGUCGUCUGUGUUUUCCCUUGCUGAGCUCGAGCGAUUAAAUCUCUCUUCGAAUGCACUUGGUGGCUCACUUCCGCCUACGUUCGAUGCCCUCCGCUCGCUAAAAAACCUCGAUCUUUCCAAUACCUCCCUCACCGGUUCGAUUCCUAGUUCGCUUUCCUCUCAUUCCGUACUCAGCACACUCCACCUCUCAAAUAAUCAGCUCACUGGAACGGCCGAUUUCUCUGCACCCAAACUCGUGAAUCUAUUGCUGGAUAAUAAUCAUUUUGACGGAUUGACCAUCGAGAGCACUGCGUCACUGGUUAGAUUGACGGCUAACGAUAAUCAAAUGGUGGGAUCUUUGCCAGAUUUGAGCUCUGCAACGGGACUGCAGAUCUUCAACGUCGCAGGGAAUUACUUCACCGGACCUCUGUUUGAUCUUUCCCGAUUGCAAGAACUCUAUCGCCUUGAUGUCCGUUAUAAUCAACUGACAGGCCCGUUCCCCAGCAACAUCUCGGCUCUCUCACAUCUGACAACCUUCAUCAUCUCCUCGAACCAGUUUUCAGGGCCUUUCCCUUCGACCCUCUCGCCUCCUUCGCUCAAGACAUGCUCCGUGCUCCCUAACAAUGUUCAGGUUGUCCCACCCGUUUCAGUCCUCGCCGACACAGAUAGCUUGGCUAAUCGAUGCGGCGUCAAGGCGCCUGGCGGUGCUGAUCCUCCAGCUGGGACUCCUGCAUCAGUUAGGAGACGGGACGCCCAAACGGAUGGAACUGGAACGAAUGUGCAAAUAGAGGGACGGAUGCUUGAAUCGCUUGAACGUGAGGUGGCAACUUCACCUGGAAAGAGGCUUGGUGGAUUGCAGAGACUAGGGCUCGGGAGGACGACGAGGCGAAGGCCAAUAGCACAGUGAAAUCAAAGGUCGACAGCGACAGUUUAAAUAUAACUGACACAUCUAUUCGGUAAAGAUAUAAAACUGCAUAGCUCGUGUGUUAUGAAUAGGCUCCUCUGAUAUUGUAAUGUCGCUGUGUUACAGUCGUACAUUUAACGGGGGCACUUGACGGAGUUUAAAAUACAAUGAAUGCCAAGUGACUCAGGGGGAUUCAUGGAGUGAGGAA